AAAUCCAAGGCCUUAGCUUUCUUUCGACGCCUGUCUUUUCCAUUCCUUUCCUACACGCUGGGCAAUCUUUGCCUCGGGCUGAUAUUCACGUCCUACAACUCAACAUUCCUUUACUUUAACGAAUCCGUUCGCAUCCACUUUCACCAUGCGUUCUGCACUUGCUCUGCUCCCCGUUCCUAUUUUUCUCGCUAGGUUGACCGUCGCUCAUUUGGCUGCCUUUAACAAGGGCAUGUACUGCCUCAAUGGUACUGUUGCUGGACAGCCAGACGUGAACAGCGGUGAUCCCGUCACCCCGCUAUGGAACUUGCAGCAAUCCGACUACUGGUUCCAUCACGUCAACAAGUGUGACGAGUUUCCUCCUGCCCCAGGAGACUUCCUUGAGCUCCCCGCGGGCGGGAGCUUCACCGUCGAAGUCGCUUCAAACCAAGGUCUUACAACGCUUACUGAUGGCGGAAAACAUACUUCCGAGUGGCCCGAUGGUCAGAACCACCCCGAAGAUUACAGCAUCACAAAUCUCGCUGGUGCUCCACUUUCUCCUAGUGGCUGCAUACGCAAUCCCAACAUGCAUACCCAAAAUCAGUCGAUGGCAGCUGGAACUGCUUUUGCCAUAGCUUACGUGUCUGACAUCAGUCAAGUUACGCCCGACAACCUUGUAGUUUUCAGCGUCCGUUACAACACGCCAUGGAAACGUGUGACUUCAUAUGAUGUCCCUGCUAACAUGCCUGCAUGCCCAGAGGCUGGAUGCAUCUGUGCCUGGAACUGGAUCCCCAAUGGUUGUGGCGAGCCUAACAUGUACAUGCAUGGCCACAAAUGCAUGGUCACUAACGCCACUUCCACUACGCCCGUCGCAGCUCCCAAGCCGCCUGUCUGGUGCGAAGAGGACCAGUCGCAGUGUGUGCAGGGGGCAAAGCAGGUCAUGGUCUGGAACCAAGCUGAGGGUAACAAUAUCGCGGUCACCGGGUAUGACCUCGCGGGAGACCACAAGUCUCCUGCGUACAAUUCCAAAUGUGGAUUCAAAGAUGGUGCUCAAAAUGACAUCUUUGGAAACGCCUCGAACGGUACUAGCAGUAGAAAGAAGAGGAUGACCCACAAGGUCAAGCGCGCAGGUCUUUUCUUCUGAUGGAGCCAUUUGGCUUUUUGUGGUCAACACACUGGCUGUGAUUUCUUUUUUCUUUUUUGGCGUUCUUUUCGUUUCGUUUCACCUCUAUCGAGCAGGUCUGCACACUGUUUGAAACCACUUUUGGUCAUCUUGUAUACCUAUACCCCUGCAUUUAUCUGUCGUAGAACGUCAAAUCAAAAACAUAUAUCAU
Messenger RNA from Serpula lacrymans var. lacrymans S7.9, 1310 nucleotides. RefSeq lists its product as uncharacterized. The coding region runs from base 146 to 1120 and encodes 324 amino acids. The transcript is spliced from 11 exons. NCBI's taxonomy places the organism in Eukaryota, Fungi, Basidiomycota, Agaricomycetes, Boletales, Serpulaceae. The record is from RefSeq and is a predicted model, not a curated record.